GACAAAACACUAGACAGAAUUCAGAUUUACAGAUCUCGUUUUAUUUCAAACAGACCUUUACACACAAGAUGCACGGCAAGAGUGUGAUUCUCCAUAGCUCUGGAACCCUGUCUGCAGCUGAACUGGCCUGCCAGGUAUUUGAGAAGGAUGAGGCCCGGAAGGAAUCAUUCAAUGUUGAAUGGAAAGACUUGUCACUUACCUCAAGGCCUGAAGAAGGCUGCUCUCACUCUGAGGUGGACAAUCAGCACAAAGAAACCUACCACCAACAACAGGAGGCUUGGGCCAUAGUUCAGCGAUCACCAUGGGGUAUCCUCCGUCUAGGUCUGCUGGGUGAACCUCUCGUCUCUUACCAUCUGCCUUAUCAGCGAGCUCUGCCUUUGCCCAUCUUCACACCAGGCAAGCUAAGCACCAAGUCUGAACGGGAGCUGACACCAACUCCAUCAGAGUCAGUGGAGUCUCUGCCAGUCACAGGUGUCUGCCCUGACAAGAAACCUGUGUUUGAGAUCACCAAAGAGUUGCCUCUUGUUGUCCAGCCCACCUGCCCCGACUUCAAAAAAGCUGGCCUGCGCCGUUCACUGUCCCGCUCUAUGUCUCAGGAGGCCCAGAGAGGCUGAGGCAACUCAACAAUUCUCCUAUUUGGGAUUGGUUUGGGCCAAUGUGCCUAUUGCUGCAUGAGGACAAUCUGAAGGGGCCCAGAUAUAUAGAAAAGACUUUGUAGGAUUGAACUUUGGAUGGCCUUCUUUUUCCGGGAUGGGGAGGGGGGAGGGGGCAAGGAUGUGGGAUGUCUUUGUGUAUAUAUAUAAUUAGAUAUAUAAUGUUACAUAUUUCUAUGACCACUGCUUAUUUUUCUGCAUUGUUCUUUCUUUCUUCUUCUUUUGUUUAAUGUUUUAACUGGAGAAGUAAGGAAGAUCUACAUGAAUAAAGGAGAAAAAGAAAAGCAGCCCUCCCUUUGUGCAAGGUGAUUGACAUAAUUGCCUAAAAUUACAGUGAAAAAUGAAUUUGUAAAACGGCUGAUCAAGACGAUAAGAAUUAACAGUUUCUGAGUUUAGAAAGUGAGAGCUAUGCUGGGGUUAUUCUUGAGCACAGGAAAAUGGUGCUUAAUGGUGUAGUAAGUGAAAGAAUUUGGAGGAAAUUGUUGGCCUUCUUGGUCGAGUUUUAGGAGGGAACUAUGCAGCAUUUAGGAUAGGAGCUAUCUUCUAGGAUCCUAUUCUGAUAUUCCUUCCCUAGUUUUGUGACUUAGGAUAUCAGAAACCCAUGGAAAUGUCCCAGUCAGUGAACAUAUGCGAUGAAAGACGUGAGUAAGUAUACCUCAGGAAAGUGAUGAAUGAAGGUUGACUUAAGAGAUUUAGAGAAAGGGUAGGAAAUGGAUUUAAUUUAUAAAGAACAGAUUUGGUCUUUCACCUCCUUGUCCCUUCCAUGUACAAGUAGUUGAGGAGGAAGAAAGAUUCCACUGUCAAUUUUUCCUAGUGCCUUCUAUUUCUUGUCUUGUUUUCUUUUAAAUAAAAUGAUACAUGGAUUUCUCUUGAUUGUGUUCUAAAGGAUUAAUGAAAUAAAAAUAAAAUGAUGGAA
This is a messenger RNA of Ahaetulla prasina, 1569 nucleotides long. RefSeq names its product titin-cap (gene TCAP). The coding region runs from base 69 to 614 and encodes 181 amino acids. The transcript has 2 exons. Gene Ontology annotation, biological process: skeletal muscle myosin thick filament assembly; cardiac myofibril assembly; cardiac muscle tissue morphogenesis. Lineage: Eukaryota; Metazoa; Chordata; Lepidosauria; Squamata; Colubridae. The record is from RefSeq and is a predicted model, not a curated record. Gene Ontology annotation, molecular function: structural constituent of muscle; titin binding; protein-macromolecule adaptor activity. Gene Ontology annotation, cellular component: Z disc.